GUUAGGACAGAAUGAAGAAGAAGCAUAAAGACAGAUAGAACAAUUCCAGCAGAAGUUUCGAGCCUCAGCUGCAGACUCGAUCAACAUGGCUGAAACACACAGAGUGACUGCGGGAAGCAGGAAGAAAUGGAAAAUUGGAGGAAAUGAGAUUAAACCUGCCGGCUGGUCCGACCGAGAUGCUGAGAGAAAUCUGGCGGUUCCUUUCAGAGGUCACAUCACAGGUGGGAUGCGUCCGGGGAAGAAAGUUGUGGUUUUUGGUGUUGUGGACGCCCGUCCUGACAGGUUCUACAUGGCCCUGACAUGUGGCUGUGGGACGUCCAGGGAGCCACCGCCUGAUGUGGCUCUGGAGCUCUGCGUUCGAUUCAGGGACCGCCAGGUUCUGCGGAGGGCCUGCGUGUCUGGAUCCUGGGGUGACGUCGACAGAGCCGUCCCCUUCUUCCCCUUCAUCAGAGACCAGCCGUUCAAGAUUGAGAUUCGCUGUGAACAAAGUCGGUUUCGUGUCUUUGUGGACGGACAGCAGCUGUUUGACUUUUACCACAGACUGACGUCACUCAGCGACAUCGACACGUUAUGGAUCAAAGGCAGCGUCACCAUCACUAAACUGGCUUGAAUGAAAGGACCUCAGGAGAGAAGGACCAGAACUCUCUUUGGGUCAUAAUUUGUUUGUUUGUCACCUUUUCUGAUGCUGAAGAUCUUAGAGGAGGUUUAGGUAGCUGAACAAAAAUCUUAUUCACUUAAUGACAGAUAAUGAACACAGAUAAUGAAGGAAGUGCAGCACUGAUCAGUAAUUAAAUCACACUUGAUUUCACUGUAAUUAACAUCCUUCCUCCUCCUCCUCCUCUUGGAUAUCUUGACUCUUUAACUUUGCCUUUAAAGCUAAACAACUUUUUAUAUUUUUAUAUUUUAGGCUUUAUAUAUUUUACUUAUAAUGACUUUGCUGUUGGGAAAAACAAUCCGUAGGCUUCAACACUUUGGAAUGUGUUCCAGUUUGGUUCAUUAAUUUCUGGGAAUUUUCACAGAAUGUCCCACAUAACUGCCAGUUAUUGUUAUGUAAAUAAGACCAGAGACUAGUUCU
Thunnus maccoyii (southern bluefin tuna) is the source of this 1075-nucleotide messenger RNA. RefSeq names its product lectin, galactoside-binding-like a (gene lgalsla). Gene Ontology annotation, molecular function: carbohydrate binding. The record is from RefSeq and is a predicted model, not a curated record. NCBI's taxonomy places the organism in Eukaryota, Metazoa, Chordata, Actinopteri, Scombriformes, Scombridae. The coding region runs from base 86 to 610 and encodes 174 amino acids. The transcript has 6 exons.